AUCAGAAUCCGAAUAGCGGCUCCUAGAGCCAAACCACAUUUUACACAUUAAGGAACUGUUUCUGGUAAAGUGUUGCUGAUACUAACAAAGGAUAAAUAUAGUUUUAAAAACCGAAUAAGUUUAAAUGGUCCUUCAAGAAAGCAAACGCCUUAAUUUGACCAGAGAGAAAUAAUUUCCUUAUGUUUUAUUUUAAAUACUGUGUUGAUGAUGAAGCUCUUUCUUUGAAAUAAGACGAGCACAACUGAGAUUAAAUCGACGGAGAACUCACUUGACAUGCACUUCACGGACCGCCACGGACUACUACAGUAGCAUAAGCCUGGCCUGUGGAGAGCAAACCCACCCACCCACACGGGGUGAAAUCCACAUCCCCUCGAGGAGUGCAGUGAGGUCGCAGGAGACGAAAGCACCAUUGUGCAGUCAGAGGGAUGGAGGACAGGAGGCACUUGCCUCCAGAUGGAGGUGGCAACGCCAAGCGCUCCGCCUCAGCAGAGUGCAGCACAGAGGUUAGAGUGGUCAGGAAGGAGCAGGGUGACCCUGAGACCUCGACACAAAUACGUGUGAGAAAAGACGAUCUCUGUGAUGUCCCUCGCAAGGUGCCUCGUUUCCAGUAUGUGGAUUUCCCUUCUCUGCACCAGUGCAUCCAACAGCUUUCUGUGCCUCCGCUCAGCGGUUGGCUGGGAUCCUGCUCGUUGGCAAAGGCACCAGACUACAGGCCCACCAGUCCUAAGGAUAAGGUUCCCAAGUUUAAAUAUGUGGACUACCCAUCUCUCCACCACUGCAUUCAGCAGCUGUCCGUGCCACCUUUAGAAAGCUGGAGUGCAGGGCUGGUCAGGUUUAAUGCAGAGGGGAAACAGGACGACUCUAGGACUGUGAAGAAUAACUUAAGGAAUGAGGCAGGAGAUCAAAACAUCGAGGACAGGAAUAGAGUAACAGCAAUUUCUUUCCCAAGAGACACACGCACCUCAGUGUCAGGUAAGGAGGAGAGGCCUCAACACGACUACACCUCAGAGGUGCCACAGAGGUUAGAGAAAGGUAACGCACCUCUAAGGUUCUGGGCUUAUAAACCAGAAGCUGCUUUACAAUCCGAUUUCAGAUCCAGGUCAGAAUCUGGUUCUGGAUCUGAUAGUGAUGCAGCAGUGGCGAGAAACGACAGACCAUCGGUUAUUAACAUGGUGUAUACAGAUAAGCAGAAGCACUGGACAAAGGCAGAUCACCUGGAAGAACAACUGACCUCUCCUGAUUCAGUCGGACGGGUAACGUGGAAUACCCUCCCAGAGUCAGUCUGCCCAUUCUGCCAACAGCUGUUCACAAACCCUGAGCAGUUCAGGGCUCAUCAGCGGAGCCAUAGAGAUAAGAGACCAAACUGAUCUUCAGAGGUACUGAGUGAGAACUGCUUUCGGCAAACACUUAAUGCCACAUCAUAUGGAAUCGUAUCAUCAGAGGCCUUCUUGUGUUGUGACCGGCUGAAGGGGUAUCGCUGACAGGACUAUAGGGAGACGUUUGGGUUCAGACCUUAGGAAUUGGACUGAUGUUGUGAUAUCUAAAAAGACAACUGAACAAACAGAAACAAACAAGCAUACAAUAUGCAUGCACAUACAGUACUCAGAGUAUCCGAUUCAUGUUUCAGAAUAGGUCAACAUUUACUGCCCCAUAUAAGGAACAUCAAAUAUAAUGGGGUUUCAGCUCAAGACAGGGGAUUAGAACCAGAUUUGUAGUCUCUUCCACACAUAAAUCAGUGUGUUUACAGGGGUGGGUGAAGCUCGAUGGACUGGUGCAUAGGAGGAUGAAUUGUAUUACAUAUAUGUGUUCCCCACACUGUGUGCAUAGUGGCAGGCUAAAUAUUUAGCUUUGGGUGCCUACAAAAUAAUGAUUAUUGUUAAUGCUGCACAAACAAACAGGCUUGUUAAUAUUGUUAAUAGCGUUUUAUUGUUUUGUAUUUUUUUAUGUUUUUGGAAAUUAAUGUCUAGUGGCUUCGAGCUAGUAGCUUUAAAUCUUACCAAUGUGUCGCUUGCUUUCAAGUUUUUAAUUGUGUAAGUAAAGUUUUUUUUAUACAGAAAUAAA
Molecule: messenger RNA, 2061 nt
Organism: Carassius carassius (crucian carp)
Lineage: Eukaryota; Metazoa; Chordata; Actinopteri; Cypriniformes; Cyprinidae
Exons: 4
Coding region: 426-1367 (313 amino acids)
Source: RefSeq, a predicted model, not a curated record